This is a messenger RNA of Suillus clintonianus, 529 nucleotides long. RefSeq lists its product as uncharacterized. Bases 202 to 441 code for a protein of 79 amino acids. The transcript is spliced from 4 exons. The record is from RefSeq and is a predicted model, not a curated record. Lineage: Eukaryota; Fungi; Basidiomycota; Agaricomycetes; Boletales; Suillaceae.
UGACAGUCAUCAUACAUUUACAAACCCUACUAGAACCUUUAUGGGCUAUUUAUGCAGUUCCUCUCUUUCUUGGUAUUCCGACCUCGGGAACGUAUAAAACCGGGCGGCUUCAGCAGUAGAAAGACUACAUCCAGUACCCAUCGACAUUAGUACACUCUCGUCUCGUUGUAUCCCAACCAUCCACCAGUCCAUCUAACGACCAUGUGCAAACAAGUAGCUGAAGGGACGCGCUGGCUAAGAUGUGGGCACUUUCAAAGGCAUCUCGUUAUUGCCAUCGUAGAUUGUAAUUCCGCUCGCUGCGAGCGCAGUUACAAACACCCGCCAAACUGUCGGCAACCAAACUGUACCAAAAACUUCGGACCCGAAAUCCAGCGCUCGAUCGACGAUGUCGACGAGAUUUGUCUACAGUGUCGUACAGCAAUGGCUCGCAGGCGUGGUUGAUAGGGUUCUGAGUAGCAUCCGUCUUUAGAGGGCGGGCAAAACAUCUUUCCCCACAUUGAUACUCUCACAUUAUUCGUGUUAGCAUUAC